CCUACGAGUGCAUACCGUUUGGUUGCCUAAUUAUUUACAUUGACGUGAUUAGGGGCUACUGCUACUUCUGCAAGCAAAAUUCCCUUUACCACUAAGACUAUAUCCGCAUUCAAAAGAGGGCCUCUCUAGUCGAGUAACACAUCUCUACCAUGGCUUCUCAGGCUGGAUCCGUCCAUCCAGACCAACCAAUGUUCCGAGCAGUAGCAAGUUCAACGAGGCAGAUAUACCAACUCCUAAAAUGUAUCAGCUUCACUCCCAAGGUUCACGUCCAGAUAACACAUGAUGGCAUGCGAUUCUCCGCUGACCAUUCACGCGUAAUGCAAGGAGUCGCCUUUCUAGAUAAGACUCUUUUCACCUCCUAUACUUUGAACGUGCCGGGAGAGGGUGGCAUCCUACCACAAUUCCAAAUGAACAUCAUUGCUCUGUUAGAAGCACUGCAAAUAUUUGGAGCCACGGACGUGGCCGCUCGAGCUGCUAAGGCCGAAGCGGAGAAUUACCGCAGCAAUUUACGUAACUACCGGCCAGAUGCCUUCAACCACCAGACUCUUGGCAUGCCAGGCACAUGCUGCUUUAUGUAUGAGGAAGAUGGGUCUCCAUUGAGUAUCAUCUUAGACGAGACCGGAGUGAAAACUCAAUGUAAUAUGGUCACUUACACUCCCGAAUCACCUGACGACAUACCUUUUGACCGUGAUGAUCUUUCUUUCAAGAUCAUCAUGCAAGCUCGAUGGCUUUUGGAUUCCCUUUCCGAGUUAGCACCCAUGGCUCCGGUACGCAUCGCCAUUGCUGCCGCGCCCAAUUCACCAUACCUAAGCCUGUCAAGUGGAGGGGGUCUCGGCAGUGCCAGUGUGGAUUUCUCUAACGGCCGCGAUCUUCUUGAGACGUUUUCAGUACGCGAGCGUUGGGGUCAAAGCUUCAAAUUUGACUUCAUCAAAUCAGCAAGCGAGGCUAUGCGUAUAGCAAAUAAAGUUAGUUUCCGUGGAGACGGCCAAGGCGUACUCAGCUUGCAAUUCAUGGUAGAGGUUGAAGGUGGUACAGUGAGCUUCCUCGAUUUCCGGUUCGUUCCUUAUGUCACGCAGGAAGAUGAAGAAACAGACUCAGAAGAAGAGGAAGACGGUUAAUAUUAAAUGGCAUCCAUCUUAAGAGACUCACGGGCCGCUCACAUGCUAUAUCGGACGUAACGGUUAUUUUUCAACGUUGGCUAUGCUUGGCUUAGGUACUUUCUGAGUUCGUCCAACGACUUACUUCCAGGCUAAACAGCUACUUGUAUCCAGCAAUUGAAUCUGAUCUACCUAUUUCAUGCCCAAGAUGACUCAACUGCUGCACUUUUACGUUACCCUUUCCCCAAAACAUGCACCGGCAAGUCAGCCCGAUUCUAGCAUAGGACGCUCCCUGUGACCACGAUUAAACAUAGAGAAUAGGCCCGAAAACAGAUCAUAGCAUCGUCGCUAGGUAGGUAUGUGCGGCAUCGUUGGGUUGUUGAGCCUCAUAGCCCAACAUUAUAAGUGUCAAAACAGAACCUCCCGCCUACCCGUCGUCGUUGAGCCGAAGCUCGACAGCUAACGGCCGCUUUCAUCUACGUGGUGAAACAAACCAGUUGUAUCGUCCCGUCAUAGCGAACCAUAUUCCGAGCGGCUAAGCCACCGGUCCGUAACGCCCAUGCCUAACAGGAAACGGUCGAUAAGUCAUCUGAUCAAUCUACUACUCAGCCCCGAGUGAGAGAGAUUCAGUGCCAUAUGGAUACGAUGUGAGCAUAAUUCGAAAAGGAAGCUUAACAAUAAGGUUAUCUAUUAGUCAAUUAACAUCCCUACGCCGGCAUAGCCUCUACGUACCUUUUGAUGCCUAA
Hypoxylon trugodes is the source of this 1843-nucleotide messenger RNA. RefSeq names its product DNA repair exonuclease rad1. Gene Ontology annotation, biological process: DNA repair; DNA damage checkpoint signaling. NCBI's taxonomy places the organism in Eukaryota, Fungi, Ascomycota, Sordariomycetes, Xylariales, Hypoxylaceae. Gene Ontology annotation, cellular component: checkpoint clamp complex; nucleus. The coding region runs from base 150 to 1118 and encodes 322 amino acids. The transcript is spliced from 2 exons. The record is from RefSeq and is a predicted model, not a curated record.